GGUUACCGGUCCAAGGCUCCCAUUGGAGAGCGGCGCAGCGCCUCCAAGUCAACCGAAAGGUUUUCAACCCCUCCAUCUUUUAGGCAGCUGGCAUCUAAUCUGUACAUUUUGACGAUUCCACAAUCACCUCUCGACUCUGCAACCUCCAACAUACGUCCAACAUCGCACUUCAUAACCACACUCAGUCAUCAUGGGUUUCACCGAUCUCCUCACUGACGCCGGUCUUACCGUGCUGAACAACUGGCUGCUCACCCGCUCCUACAUCACUGGCUUCUCUGCGAGCCAGGCCGAUGUCGCCGUCUUCAAGGCGCUAAAGUCGUCCCCGGACGCGACCAAGUACCCCAAUGCUGCUCGCUGGUAUAAACACAUCGCCUCGUAUGAGGACGAGUUCCCUGCCCUCUCCGGAGAUGCUAGCAAGCCCUACUCGGUUUAUGGACCCGAGAUAUCUGAGUUGGCUGUGAACCCCGCCAAGGCCCCCGCUGCCGAGGAGGACGAUGACGAUGUCGACCUUUUCGGCAGCGACGAUGAGGAGGAGGAUGCCGAGGCCGUCAAGCUCCGCGAGCAGCGCCUUGAGGAGUACCGCAAGAAGAAGGAGGGCAAGGUUAAGCCCGCGGCCAAGUCAAUUGUCACCUUGGACGUGAAGCCUUGGGACGAUGAGACCGACUUGAAGAAGCUGGAGGAGGCCGUCCGCAGCAUUCAAAAGGACGGCCUGGUCUGGGGUGGUUCCAAGCUCGUCGCUGUCGGCUUUGGCAUCAAGAAGCUACAGAUUAACCUGGUUGUUGAGGACGAGAAGGUCUCGACCGAUGAGCUCCAGGAGCAGAUCCAGGAGUUCGAGGACUUUGUCCAGUCGACUGACGUCGUUGCCAUGCAGAAGCUUUAAGGAUUGAUAAGAUUUGAUGCCAUGCUAAGAGUCAUCAUGAGUAAUGAUAGGGGGCAAUCGUUCUCCGUGAACAGGCCGGCAAUGGUUCUAGGGGCGAUUUAAAGCGCGGUCCUUCAGACCACAUAUUAUCAGCUAUUGACAAUACAGACCAGACCAUUGCUUCCUGA
Lasiosphaeria miniovina is the source of this 1047-nucleotide messenger RNA. RefSeq lists its product as uncharacterized. Lineage: Eukaryota; Fungi; Ascomycota; Sordariomycetes; Sordariales; Lasiosphaeriaceae. Gene Ontology annotation, biological process: translational elongation. Gene Ontology annotation, molecular function: guanyl-nucleotide exchange factor activity; translation elongation factor activity. Gene Ontology annotation, cellular component: eukaryotic translation elongation factor 1 complex; cytosol. The transcript is spliced from 4 exons. The record is from RefSeq and is a predicted model, not a curated record. The coding region runs from base 191 to 880 and encodes 229 amino acids.